UCGUAUUUUUAAGUCACCAUCAUGCUAGUACAGUGUCAUGGUAAAUCUUAAGUUGAAUAUGUAAAACACAAUAACACAGGUCAUAACUCACAGGUUUUAAAGGUUGGUACUGUAGUGAACCUCUUGUAUUAGAAAAUUAAAUUGUCACCCACAAGUCCCAUAAGAUGAAAGUUUGAUUGAUUUUUCCAUCCCAAUUGCAAAAGUGUUUAAAGUUUAAGAAAGGGUUGACCUUAAGUCUGUCAAUCAAUUUAUUUUAUAGUUAAAUAUGCAAUGUGAUGCUUGGUCAGCAAAAUGUGAGCAAGUUGUGGGUCAGAAAACAUGUGGAUUUAGCGAUAAUUUUGUUGCAAACAUGACUGAAAGAAAUCUUUCCUUAGAUGAAAAAGAAUACACAAAAAAGCUUGAAGCUUAUUCAAGAAAGUGAAAAGAUUGACUCGCAAUAUAUCGUUUAUAACAGCAGCUUUACAGUCAUAACAUGCUCAGCAUCGGCUUAUUGUUGUUUUUGUCAACCGUCAACACUUUGGAGGUGGACAUUCUUGAUUCUUUUAACUUAAAAGAUGGUCAAAAUGGUGUGCAAGCUACGACAAGCUGCAAAGUGGGAAAUGGUUACUAUUUUGGUCGAACGUCUAACGGUAUAACUGCUGUUAAUGAGGUUCUAAAAGAAGUGGUCGAACUUUUCACACAACACCAUUCGUUUAUUAUCACGUUCAAAGUAAGACCCGAACCAUACCAUAAAGGGUCUAUUCUCUGGUUAGAACAGAAGCGCACAGCGACACCAUUAUUUGGACUGUGGAUGAGGUCGGGAAAAACUGGAAAAUAUGGUUUGCAAUUCUACGGAAAGACUGGAGUUGAAUAUGUUACGCUGCAAGAUACAACUAAGUACGAUGAUGUUGAAUGGCACACUGCAACUCUGCAUUUUCACAAACAGAAGAAAAAGAAUUUAGUAAGCUUGUACGUCAACUGCAAAUUGGUCGAUAAGAAGAAAGCUCGAGUGUUGAUUAAAAAUGGACCAAAAGAUGGUUUAGAACUACGCUUGGGACAGCGAGAAAUAGCUGGAAAAAUUUUCUCCAGGUUUAAGGGCAGUUUAACCAACUUUCGUUUAAUAUUUCAAAGAAAUAUAUCAACGUAUUUGCAACAGAAUAAAUGCAAACCUCCAACCGAACCAUCCUAUGCACCGCCUGCGGAGAAUCCUUUCAAGAAUUUGCCCUUCAAGUCGGUUGCCGGUGCAACAGCAACCACACGCUCAAUUUUGUCAUCUCUGUCAGCAAAUGAAAUUUCAUCCAUCUUUCGUCAUUUGGAAAACCAUGGCAACAACGUGCCGUCAUCGUCGAAAUUACAAGAGAUUGUGUCGCUCUUAAAAGACGUCCGGGCACGCCAAGACAAUCAGGUAUUUGAAAUGAAAAGUUUGAAAGAAUUAGUACUGUUGGGAGGCAGGCGAGACAAUGUAUUCCAAACAUCGAGCAAUCAGAACAUUUCAAGCGCAUGCUCUUCGUCGCCAUGUUAUCCGUUUGUAACUUGCGUGUCAACAGGCGAGACAUUUACAUGUGGUAAAUGUCCUGUGGGUUUAGAAGGGGACGGUGUCAAUUGUAAAGAUAUUAACGAAUGUGAUGAGCUACCCUGUUCGUCCGUAUCAAGAUGCGAGAAUAAAUUUCCCGGAUAUAUGUGCCACGCAUGUCCAAAAGGCUACCACGGAGAGGAAGUGAUCGGAAUUGGUCGCGAGUUUGCUCGUCUCAAAAAACAGGAAUGUACAGACAUUGAUGAAUGCAAAGAGAAUCUUCAUUCUUGUGAUAAACAUUCCAAGUGUACCAACACACCCGGCGGUUUUAAAUGCGGUAAUUGCAACCCGGGGUUCAAAAAAAAUCGACAAGGAAAAUGCUUACCUGUUGAAGUGUGUACAGGAAAAGAUGUUUGCUCUGUUUAUGCAACAUGCGAACGUUCAGUGCAUGGUGCUCGCUGUACUUGUCGUGCGGCAACAGCAGGUGAUGGCUAUGUAUGUGGCAACGAUCAAGACGGUGACGGAUAUCCUGACGUCGACUUAAAUUGUGAUGAUGCGCAUUGUAAAAAAGAUAAUUGCCCCUCUGUACCAAAUAGUGGACAGGAAGACGUUGAUGGCGAUGGUGAAGGCGACGCUUGUGAUGUCGAUAUUGACGGCGACGGUAUUCAUAACGCAAUGGAUAACUGUCCAUACGUAGCAAACAAAGGACAAACGAACAGUGACAGUGAUGAGCAUGGCGACGAGUGUGACAACUGCAUGUUUGUCUUUAAUCCUGAUCAAGAGGACCACGAUCAAGAUGGGAAGGGAGAUGUGUGCGACAGAGACAUGGACGGAGACGGUGAGCUUAAUUUUAUUGACAACUGCAAAACUGUUAAAAAUGCAGACCAGAUGGAUCGAGACAAAGAUGGCGCGGGGGAUGUGUGCGACAAUUGUCCAGAUACAUAUAAUCCUAAGCAGAAAAACAUUGAUGGCGACAGAUAUGGUGACAAAUGUGACAAUGAUAUUGACAAUGACAAGGAUGGACACAUUGACAAAUUUGACAACUGUCCACAUGAAGCAAACGCUGACCAAUUAGAUACAGAUUCUGAUGGAAAAGGUGACGCUUGCGAUGAUGACGACGAUGGAGACGGUGUUGCAGACAAUGUUGAUAACUGCCAUCUAGUUGCCAACCCAGCACAGAGUGAUUUUGACGGUGAUGGUGUUGGAGACGUCUGUCAAGGGGAUGAAGACGGUGACGGUAAAUUAUAUGACGACACUUGUCCUCAAAACAAGUAUGUUUUCACAACAGAUUUCACACGUCAUGACGUUGUGUUACUGGGGACAAUGGAUCGACAAGCUCAAAAACAUCCAAAGUGGGCCUUACAUGAUCAGGGUAGGGAGAUGGUACAAGAGAGAAAUUCGGCGCCAUCUUUAAUUCUAAGUAAGGACAGUUUCAAUGGAUUCGAUUUUACUGGAAGCGUUUUUGUGAACACGAGAAAUGAUGAUGAUUUCAUUGGAUUUGCUUUUGGUUUUCAAAAUGUUCGAAAGUUUUACUUGCUGUCUUGGAAACAAAAAACGCAAAGCUAUUGGCGCAGCAAGCCAUCAUACCUCUCCACGGCGAAAGCUGGUAUCGAAUUAAAGUACAUUCAUUCGUCAACUGGACAGAGUUUUGACUUGCGUGCUGCUAUUUGGCAUUCUGGAAACGUCACUAAUCAAGUGACACAACUAUGGCGGGAUAAAGCGGAGCGAGGUUGGGAGGACAAAGUGCCGUAUAAAUGGUUUUUAAUGCAUCGACCUAGCAUGGGACUUAUAAGAUUAAAAGUUUAUCGACGUAGCGCCAUUUUGCUAGAUACAGGAUACAUCAUACACAACGAUAUCAAGGGUGGUCAACUCGGACCGUAUUCUUUCAGCCAAUCAGGAAUGAUAUGGUCAGAUGUUAAGGUCACAUGUAACGAAGAGAUACCUGAAGAUAUUUUGGCGGCUAUUCAACCAAAAAAAUCGAAUUAGCAAAUGAUAAAUGUAUCAAUUGAAAAAAAAUAACAGCACUCGACAUUUUAGUGAUUUUCAUACACGAGCUUGUCGAACACUUUAACGAAGAACAAUAUCUGGUGUAAACGAGACACAACAAGACAAAAUAUUUCGUAGGUGUCGAAUAUAAUAUGAUGUAUAAAAUACCGUAGUUAAAAAUAAAACCUUUUUAAAUUUACAUCGUUUGUCUGUUUAAU
Messenger RNA from Hydractinia symbiolongicarpus, 3696 nucleotides. Its product is annotated as cartilage oligomeric matrix protein-like. The record is from RefSeq and is a predicted model, not a curated record. Gene Ontology annotation, cellular component: extracellular region. NCBI's taxonomy places the organism in Eukaryota, Metazoa, Cnidaria, Hydrozoa, Anthoathecata, Hydractiniidae. Gene Ontology annotation, biological process: cell adhesion. The transcript is spliced from 26 exons. Gene Ontology annotation, molecular function: calcium ion binding. The coding region runs from base 473 to 3478 and encodes 1001 amino acids.